Closterium sp. NIES-65 is the source of this 2051-nucleotide messenger RNA. The record is from the annotation of a GenBank genome assembly. NCBI's taxonomy places the organism in Eukaryota, Viridiplantae, Streptophyta, Zygnematophyceae, Desmidiales, Closteriaceae.
AAGGGGGAGAGCACGGAGCAGCCAUGUUGAAUGGGGGAGGAGAAGGAUGGGGGGGAUCCAACAGGAGGCCGGCGGAUGGAUGGCGGCCACGAAGAGGGGGUGAAACUUCACUGAUAGGUCCGACUGCAGUGAGAGCGCCAGCAGCAGUGGCAGCAGGAGCGCAGGCACGGGCAGGAGGGGGAGCGGAGGUACCACUGAGUGUGGCGACGGGGGGGAUGCGCGGACAGAAUGGCGGUGGAGCAGUGGCUGGCAGGGGGGAUGGGGGGGCAGCAGUGGUAGCUGUGCAGGUGUUGGCUGGGGAGAGGGCGUUUGUGCCACUCGAUCCGUCCCUCACGGGUUCCAUAGUGAGUGUGAUUGCAAUUGGAUGGAUAAUCUGGAAGCCGUCGAGUCCGCCGAACAAGCGCGCGAGGCUGCGCGAGUUCAAGCACUGCAUUCCCCACGACGGGCACGAGUGGCUCAAGUACGGCCAGAAGGACAUCUCAGGCGGCCGCUUCUCACGGCAUUAUUUCCGCUGCAGCCACUCCGACAACGGCGGACGCCGCUGCCCUGCGCGCCGAGUGGUCGACGUGCACACGCUUUUCGGCCAGCCUGGCGCCUCUGACAUUGCUCCACGUGUCAUCUACUCGGGCAAGCACAACCACGCGCAGCCUGCCUCUCGCACCCCCUCCGAGAACGAGUCUCUGUUAACGAAUCCCACAUUCCCUACAGAGCGCGCCAAUCUCACUGCUACUGGUAGUAUGCGGGAGCAGCUUGCAAUCACAGGUCACAUGUUCCCGCUCCCGCGUGCACAGCUGCAGCAUUCUCCAUGCUCUGAGAAGCGGCAGCACCAUGCGACCACACUCGACCUAUCUGUGAUUUGCAGCGGCUUGGCGAAGGAAGAUGGCGAGAGGUGUGACAACUCGUGCCCGCUCACACCCACCACGCCCAGCUCGCCACCACCGCUGUCCCCGCCACUGUCCGCCCCGCUGUCUCCGCAGUCGUCCCCAGCGCCUUCCACGCCGGUUUCCCCGCGGACUCCCCUUUGGCUCUGGGCGGUAUCAUCCAGCAGUGUGAUCCCGCCAUCACCAGGAGCAGCGGCGGAGGAGGCUGAGCAGGAAACUGGGGAGCUGCAUACGGGCUUGGCUAACGGAAAACGAAAGUGGUCAAUGCUGGUGAACGAGGCUGCUGCUGAUGACAUGUCACGAGCAGAUGUCAACUUGAAAGGGUGUCAAGGAUUCCAAUGCUCUGCAGCAGGCGGAUGCGUUUCAGCCAAGGGCUCGUGUGAUCGAACCUCCUCAGAUUUGGCCAAUCACGGUGGAGGAGUUGCUCCUUCAGCUGGCAGGGAGGGGUUGGUGAUUGCGGAGGAUGAGACAGGGGUGAUUCAGGUGGUGAUGAGUGACGAGAUUCCGCGGCGGCAGGAAAAGCAAGCAGACGAUUUUCGCAGCAAUGAUCCGGAGAUUCUCCUGGAUCGACGGGUUCCGGAGCUCUCGGAGAUUCCUUCUCGGUCUAAAAGGAAUGUGUCAGCUGGAGGAUCGGAGGGAACGACUGUGCUUGACGAAUGGUUUAGUGAAAUGGGUGCUGCUGAUGGUUCAUGUGGCCGUACUAGCAAGGACAAUAAGUGGGAUCUGGCAGGAAUAGAAACGGAUCUGCGCCUUUACAUGAUUUCCUUGAUGUCGCAUGACUUUCCCGUCCCAGGCGACGUGAAACCAGAGGAACCACAAAAGGCCGUUCAGGCGACUCAGGCGACGCAAGCGACUGCGCCAGAACAGUCGGCUCAGGCAAAUGCUUCGUCGAAUGGGGGAGCUGGCGGAGGAGGAGGGGGAAAGAAGAAGAACAAGAAAAAGGCAUCCUCUGAAGCCGUCGCUCCCGCAACUGCCACACCACAAGCCUCAGCAGAUGCUGAUUCGUCAGCUUCAGCUGCAUCCCAGCCCAAGGAUGGAGGGGAGGUCAUGCUGGCAGCUGCAGCAGCAGUAGUCGCUGCGGCCGCCGUCUCUGUUGCUCCCGAGCCAACCCCUGAGCCGUCACCAGAGCCUGCACCUUCAGCCCCUGAACCUGCACCAGCAGUCCCCUGA